Molecule: messenger RNA, 2576 nt
Organism: Strongylocentrotus purpuratus (purple sea urchin)
Lineage: Eukaryota; Metazoa; Echinodermata; Echinoidea; Camarodonta; Strongylocentrotidae
Product: ATP-dependent DNA/RNA helicase DHX36
Exons: 13
Coding region: 602-2539 (645 amino acids)
Cellular component (GO): nucleus; intracellular anatomical structure; cytoplasm
Molecular function (GO): DNA helicase activity; G-quadruplex RNA binding
Source: RefSeq, a predicted model, not a curated record
UAAAUAUUGGUGUGAACUGCAAGGUUCUGGAAUCAUCAAAAUCAUAAUAAAUUUAAUGGUGGAUGAUAGUGUUGUUGAAAAGUAAAUGUCAGGUUGAUUUGCAUUUACAGAAGUGUAAUUGAUGUUGUACUGCAAAUUGUAAACACCGCGCCAUCACACGUCAUUUGUAGAUCUCCAUUCAGUCAUACCAUUUAAUCUACCAUGGCUUAGCAAAGUUUGUCCAAAAACCCAACAGAGAGGGCCUUUUUAAUACUCAUCUUUCUGGGGCCCGUUCUUUGAUACCAACGACAUGACAGUCACAACUUGAUAUGCUACGGAAAUGUCUUUGAUCUUCCUAAACCGUUUUUACAAAAAGCUGAAUAGCUAGACAUCUCAUGAUAACGAUACUAUUGGCGGGAAGAGGAGCCUAGGCUUUGUUUUUGAGAUGGGUACCCUCAAUUAUUUUCAUUUGAUAGUUUAAGCAAAAAUACAACUUUAUAAUUUUCGUAGUAAAAAUACGAUGCUAUGAAAAUUGCGGCAGGUGUUUUAGGCUUCAACAAAACAGUUAAACGACACAACGCAGGAAAGAGAAAUAGGGAGAAAGAGAAAUAGGGAGGAAGAGAUGGAGAAGGAACAGCAGGACCGCAAGAAGUUUAAUGAAUACCUUGAAGCGAUGAGGGAGACGUAUUCAGAGCAAGUGGUGGAUACCCUGUCAUCCAUGGAUCACAAUGUCUUAGAUCUAGAUCUCACAGCUGAACUACUGCGCUACAUCUCACUGCAAAAACCGGAGGGUGCCAUCCUUGUCUUUCUACAGGGGUGGGAUCAGAUCAGUAAGCUACAUGACAAACUCACCUCCCAGACGCUCUUCUCAGAAGAAAGGUUCAUCAUCAUUCCUCUACACUCUAUGAUGCCUACCAUCAACCAGAGACACGUAUUUGAACAUCCACCUCCCGGAGUACGGAAGAUCAUCAUAGCAACCAACAUUGCAGAGACUAGCAUCACCAUAGAUGAUGUGGUCUAUGUGGUCAACCUGGGACGAGUCAAAGAAACCAACUUUGAUGUGGCCAACAACAUUCGGACGAUGAAGGCUGAAUGGGUCAGCAAGGCGUCGGCUCAUCAGAGGAGGGGGCGAGCUGGGAGGGUGCAGGAUGGAGAAUGCUUCCAUGUGUACAGCCAGCUAAAGGCUUCUGAAAUGGUGGAAUACCAACUUCCAGAAAUCAAGAGAACUCCCCUUGAAGAACUCUGUCUCAACAUAAAGACCUUGAAGCUAGGCAGUGUGCAUCCCUUCAUCAGCAAAGCUAUGGAAACCCCUGACAUAAGGGCAAUUCAGCUAGCCAUCAGCAGUCUCAAACAAAUGAGAGCCUUUGAUGAUAACGAGGACCUGACAGCUUUGGGAUACCAUCUAUCUCGUCUUCCGGUGGAGCCUCGUAUUGGUAAGAUGAUGCUGUUUGGUGCCAUGUUCUGCUGUCUGGAUCCUAUACUCACGAUAGCAGCUUCCCUCAGCUGGAAGGAUCCAUUCUACAUCCCUCUCGGUAAGGAGAGACUCGCUGAUGAGAGGCGUAGGGUGCUGUCCAACAACACUCGCAGUGAUCACCUGAUGUUAGCUAAUGCUAUGAGUGGCUGGGAGGAUGCUAAGGAACACAGAGGAGAGGGAUCCUACUGCUGGCAAAACUUCAUGUCUUCAAACAUCCUCAGUAUGCUGAGCAAGAUGAAGGGUCAAUUCUGUGACGUCCUGCAUCGCUUGAGGUUUGUCUCCAACAGAUCACCCAAACACAUUGAUGCAAAUAGAAAUUCAGAGAAUGAGCAGCUUGUGAAGGCAGUACUGUGUGCUGGUCUCUACCCAAAGGUUGCCCACGUAGAUAAGGUGCCUUUCAAUCGAAAGACGGGACAGAAUAGACCUCCAAGGCUAAGCACCCCAGAGGAUGGUCGAGUUCAAAUCCACCCUAAGUCUGUCAAUGCAAAUGAAACAACCUUCAGCAGUAAAUGGUUGCUCUACCAUCUCAAACUCAAGUCAACAAGUGUCUUUCUCCAUGACACUACCAUGGUUGAGCCUUAUCCCUUGAUCUUCUGCGGCGGUAAGAUCUCCUGGGACGAUGACCAGGGCCAUGAAACGGUCUUUGUGGAUGACCACAUCAAGUUUCACUGCUCUCAGGAGACGGCACAUCUCGUCAUUAAGUUACGUGAGGAGCUAGACAGAGUCAUGGAACAGAAGAUCACCAACCCAGGACCCACCAACUGGAGUCCGGCAAGCCAUGAAGGCAGAGUCAUGAGGGCCAUCAUCGACAUCCUCGUCAUGCAGUCCAGAGAUACCUACGAUAAUGAUGAUCAGGGAUUCGUACACAGCGCUAGGGGCAAUAACAGGCACGGUGGUAAUGAUGAUGAUGAUGAUGAUGACUGUUAUGAUGAUGAAGCUGGUGAGGCUGGUGGUGGCCGACAAUAUGGACGGUCCGGAAAUAGGUACAAUAAUGAUGACAGGCCUGGAAGCAGUCAUUGGAGACCAGACUCGCAUCGUAGGAGAAUUCAAGGAAAUCCACAACAAGGUUUCUGGACUCAGAAAUAAUGUUGCUUGAUAAUUGAGGUUGACAUCAGAGUUCUUA